This is a messenger RNA of Colletotrichum karsti, 273 nucleotides long. Its product is annotated as vacuolar membrane PQ loop repeat protein. The transcript is spliced from 2 exons. Gene Ontology annotation, biological process: basic amino acid transmembrane export from vacuole. The record is from RefSeq and is a predicted model, not a curated record. The coding region runs from base 1 to 273 and encodes 90 amino acids. NCBI's taxonomy places the organism in Eukaryota, Fungi, Ascomycota, Sordariomycetes, Glomerellales, Glomerellaceae. Gene Ontology annotation, cellular component: fungal-type vacuole membrane.
AUGGCGAGUUCGAAGACGUUCUCGGGAUCGCCGCCCGACCCGUUGUCGGGUGAAGAAGCCUCCGAAAUCCUCGGGAGCAUCAGCAUGGCUGCAUUUCUGUGUCUCCUGUUACCCCAGCUCUACGCCAACUACAAGCUGCAAAGCGCCGACAGCCUGUCCAUGGCGUUCCUCUUCAUCUGGCUCGUCGGAGACAUUUCGAAUCUGCUGGGUAUGACGCAGGUUUCAGUUCAACGAGCUUCCAAGCGGUUGCUGUUGAAUUUCGGGUUGAUAUGA